This is a messenger RNA of Phyllostomus hastatus (greater spear-nosed bat), 1706 nucleotides long. RefSeq names its product stem-loop binding protein (gene SLBP). The transcript is spliced from 8 exons. Bases 98 to 928 code for a protein of 276 amino acids. Gene Ontology annotation, cellular component: cytoplasm; histone pre-mRNA 3'end processing complex. The record is from RefSeq and is a predicted model, not a curated record. Gene Ontology annotation, biological process: mRNA 3'-end processing by stem-loop binding and cleavage; mRNA transport. Lineage: Eukaryota; Metazoa; Chordata; Mammalia; Chiroptera; Phyllostomidae. Gene Ontology annotation, molecular function: histone pre-mRNA stem-loop binding; mRNA binding.
UCGCGGGGCGGGGCGGGGUGGAUAAAGGCGGUUGGGGGCGGGGCGCUCAGUGUGUCUGCGCCGCGGGAGAAGACGCGCUGGCUGCUGCUCUUCGGAAAUGGCCUGCAGCCCGCGAAGCCCCCCGAGGUACCGGAGCCGCUGCGACCGCGACGCCAGCCCGCCGCCGCCAGCGAGAUGGAGCCUCGGGCGCAAGCGCAGAGCCGACGGCCCGCACGGGGCGUCCGAGGACGCCGAGGGCCCCGCGAAGCCGGCGGACGACCGCAGACCCGACAGCUUCACCACUCCCGAGGGCCCGAAGCCCCGUUCCAGGUGUUCGGAUUGGGCCAGUGCCGUGGAGGAGGACGAGAUGAGGACCAGAGUGAACAAAGAGAUCGCAAGGUACAAGAGGAAGCUCCUGAUAAACGACUUCGGGAGAGAGCGGAAGGCGUCGCUGGGAAGCUGUGAUGCGAAGGCGGCCCCGCCCGCGGUGCCGGCCGACCUGGAGACGGACGAGAGCGUCCUGAUGAGGAGGCAGAAGCAGAUCAACUACGGAAAGAACACCAUGGCCUACGACCGCUACAUCAGGGAGGUCCCCAGGCACCUUCGGCAGCCUGGCAUCCACCCCAAGACCCCCAACAAGUUCAAGAAGUACAGCCGGCGCUCGUGGGACCAGCAGAUCAAACUCUGGAAGGUGGCUCUGCACUUUUGGGACCCUCCAGCUGAAGAAGGGUGUGAUUUUCAAGAAAUGCGCCCCGUGGACCUCGGGGAGAUGGAGACGGAAUCUGUGGAGAGCAGCUCCGAGUCCCAGGCCAGCUCUCAGGACAACAACUUGGACAUGUACUCGGGCACACCCACCAAAGUCAGACACGUGGACUGCCGGCUGGAGGACGAGUUCGACCUGGAAGCCUGUUUAACCGAGCCCCUGAAAGACUUCUCGGCCAUGAGCUAACCAACCGGCGCCGUGCAGCGCCUCGGGCCUGGCGCGGCGGAGGGCCAGCCCCGCGAGCGUGUGCUCGGCACACGGCGGCUCCUGUUCGUGGUCUGUUUUCUCCUGGUGAAUUGUUCUCCUCGCCUUCUUUUCUUAAGAAACAAUUUUACGUACAUUGAGUGAAUUGUGCAUGUUUUAAGUCGUAAACGGAACUAAAUCCGGUGAAAACCGACCUGGCCGCAACCUUACGAGAGACUCACCGCUCGGUCCCCGCCGUCCGCGUGUCCCCCCAGAGCACACCGGAGCUGGUUUUCCGCCCCUGUCCCGGCGAGAGGCUGCCGCUGCCCCGACGGCUGGUGUGGGCAGGGCCGGGCUGGCGUCGGCGCUCUGGGCUGGUGUCCGUCGGGGUGUCGCACACUCGGGCCCCUGGACGUCUUCAUGGGAACUCAGUUUUCGGCCUCUCGUCAGUAUGUCGAGGAGGCUCCUGCCCACAUGCAGAGAGCACUGGGGAGUCGGAGACGCUGAGGUGACAGGUUUUACUCAGUUACACAGUCUUAGUGGGGAACUUGUAAAUAGUGUGAGGUGGGUCUUCUGCUGGACGCACUCCAAGAGCUAGGGCAGCAAAGGGGCUCAGGAAGCACAUUUUCACCCAGUUAACGUGCCACGUAAAGUCGCUGUAAAUGACGAUGUACACAUUUUCUGUCCAGGCAUUCAGCUGUACACUUCUCGUUGAGACUGUUCUGUUUCUACUGCUUUUGUACGGAAUGAGAUUGCAAGAAUAAAAAGAACCUUGAACGGA